UAGUGGAUAACUUCCUCUCAAGUUUUAAAAUGAUUUCCAGAUACAGCUGAUGCGGCUUGUGAAAGGUAUGCAAGUCACAUCAUGAAGUAAGUCUUUUUGCUUAAAUCGCUUGACGAGCUCUUCAUACAAACAAACUUGGCAUGGCUGACGAAGACGAAAGCGCCGAAAAGUUCGAAAAUCCACAAGGAGCUGAGGAAUUAGUGAGAAGCUUGCUUGAACAGGUGAAUACCAUUAGAGAAAAGGUAAAAAAGAAGAGAGAACACCUGGAGGAGGUUUCAGAAAAAUAUCACAAUGAAGCGAGGCAUCUUCAGGGAAUUCUAUCAAAACUUUAUGAGCUGAGGGGAUCGUUCAGUGAAGGAGAAAGAAUUCAAGCUGAGUUUGAAGAAUUUUGUGAAUCGCUUACCUUAAGAUGUCAAGACCUUACCGUGAAGCUGGAGAAGCUGGAUGCCAUUUUAGACGAUGUCCGCACUGAGGAAGAAAAGAUACCCAGGUUCACUGAGCAGGCCCUCAACAUAGAUACCGAGUCGCUAUCUACCGGAAAAGGUCGCAAAGAUUUUCUAGACUUGAAACAAGAUGUUGACGAUUGGUUUGACACUGUUCGCCCCAAGUUUAAAGAGGGAAAGAAGAGAAAAUUAAGCCUAUAUACCAAAGGAAAUGUGGAGGACCUUUCCCACUCGUUACAUGCUUGGAGGAAAGCUUCUGAGGUUGCUAGAGAGUAUGGUCGCAAGCUGACGAUCCUGAAGUCAAAUGAACAAGACCUGACAGAGGAAAUGCACAGGAUGAAAAGUGAAAUAGGAGGGCUCAAAAUUAAGAAUAAAACGCUAGAUGACGAAAUUUCACUUUUGCGCGGAAAAUUGUUGGAGUCGGAACAGACAAUUCUCGAAAAUCAAACUCAGCAUGAGGACAUUACUGACGACCUGAGAGAGAGACUGAAAGAACUUCGAGAGGAGUUAAGCCAUGAAAAACGCAUUACUUUCGGGAAGGAAAUGGAGGUGGACGAACUAAAAGGAAAACUGUAUGAACUGCAAUCAGGAGACGACCUCAGCCAGAAAAAGAUUGAAAUGCUUCAGGAUCGUACAAAGCUUUUAGAAGAAGAUAUUGAAUCUCUAAGGGAGAGGUUGGUUGCAGGAGAAAAAAGAAAAGAAGAAGCAGAGUCACUUCUAUUUGAAUUACAAAAGGAAAUGCAGCUCCUUAGUGAUGCAAAUGACGAAGAAGAUGUAGGGGAGGAUAACACCAACGACUACAGACGCGUAAACAACUUGGUGCAGACGCUGAAGAAAAAAUUGGAAGAAAAUCAAGGAUACAUCGAAAAUUUAGAAAGCGAAAUCAAAGGGGAGAGGAAUCGUAACCACGAAAAUGCAGAUGAAAUUGAAAAGCUAUUGCAAAGAAUUGAAGUCGAAGAGAAAGGGAAGGAAGAGCAAGGAAAGUUAAUUGAUACAAUACGUAACUUACUGGACGAAAAUGAAAAACUGGCUGCAGAUCUUGAAUCUCAAAAUAAAGCUUUGAAUGAAGACAUUGCUGAAGAAAGAGCAAGGGUAAUGGAACUACGAGGUAGAGUCGGGGAGCUCCAGGAUGCUAUCAGUGACGAGAAGAAGGCCAACUUUGAUAUGGAGAUGGAAGUUUCUAAACUUAAACAUAAAGUAGAGGAAGAGGAAACAAAAAGUGAGCUUGGUCUUAAACGGAUAGAGCUUCUACAAGAGGAAAUCGCAACCUUACUGAAUACCAUUAAAGAAAAAGUGGAAAUAAUCGAAGAACUUCGCUCUCAACUAAGCGAUUAUGAAGAAGUUAAAGGAAAACUUAAAGCUCAAAAACAAAGAAACGAAAGCAACGAGCAAAGUAUUGUGGAACUCCAGAACAGAAUGGUUCAAAAUGAAGAUGCCUUACAACAAAAGGAGACCGAGAUAAGAGAUAUCAGAGCAGAACUAAAAGACACCAAAGAAAAACUAGAAAGCGUGGAGAAAGAAUUAGAGUGGAUUAAAGAAAACAAUAACUUGUUGUCAGGUAUUCUUCAAGAAAAAGACAGAACUUUGCUAGAAAAGGAGGAAAGGCUGAAGCAAGCUUUGAUUAAUCUUGACUCAGAACGCUCAGUCCAGAAUGAAUACUCAUUAAAAUGUGACAUGCUUGAAAAGAAGAUAUAUCUAACAGAAUCAGAGAACAGCGAAAUUACAAAAGUGGCUGAACUGGCAGAGAACGAAUUACAAAGAGAGAGAGAAAAAAGUGUCCACAAAGAAAAUGAAAUCUCGAAACUCACGGGAGAAAUUGAAGAGGAACGUAAGAAAAACAUGGAGAGUCAACGUGUUAUCCAAGAGCUCGAGGAACAGCUUUCUGAAGCUGAUGCUUUAAAUCAGUACAACCAAGGUAUUAAAUCAAGCUCCAUCGAGAACAUAAUGGAAGCAGAGAAGCAAAAUGAGCAGCUUCUCAACAUUAUAGAAGAACUGAAAGAAAAUGUCAACGAGAAGGAACUUGGCAUCGAAGAACUUGUCUCGAGCUAUGCUGUCGAGGAGCAGAGGCUCAAGGACGAUGUAGCACAGCUGAAAGGUCAGUUAGGGCUGUCCAAAAUGGAUAGUCAGACAAAAUCUGAGAUUAUAAGGUAUCUCAGGGAUGAAAUUGAACGAAUGCGCAAUGUUAUGAGGAUCAAAGCAUCUGUACUUGGGACUGGUGAAAAAGGGAUUGAAGAGGAGGACAGAGUGGCCAAGCAUGUUGGACAGCUUGAACAAGGGCUUGGCUUCAACCGUGACCGCUCUGAACGGCUUGAAGAUUUCGACUUCGAUGAAGAACUAGAAGAACGAGAAGCGGAAUUGCAAGAGCUUUUAGAGAUUCUAGAUGGCGAAAAGGAGAAAAAUAUCAUGUACGAGGAAAUGAUACAACAACUAGAGGAAAUGGUGAAGCUACAAGAUGAAAUUACAGCUGCGGAUGAAUCAGACGAUGUAAGAGCAGAGGAAGUGAAUCAGACUAGAAAAGAACUAGAUGCUAAGAAAGAAAAGUACAAGGGUCAGAAACGGAAAAACCUCCGAAGCGAACUUGCUAAAUUAGAAGAGAUUGUAGAAGAUCUUCGAGGAAGACUAAGAGCUGAGCAGAGACAUGUAAAAGACCGGGAUAACCUCAUCAAGACCUUAAAUCAAGCCAGCAAAAGAGAUAUCGCAAGAAACGAAGAGCUUUCGGCGCAGCUACAAGCCAUGAAAGAUAAGGUCAAACAGCAGCUUGAACAUUCUGAGGAGAUGGCAAAAAAGGUAGAAGACGGUCAAAAACUAAUCAGGGACUUAGAAAUGCAAGUAGAAAAGGAGAGACUGCGUGCUUCGACCAUUGAAGAAUUGCUGUCAUCUGAGAAAGGCCAAUCCAAGGAAAAGAAGGAAGCCACAAAGGAUCUCAAACGUAGAGUCGAGGAAUAUCAGAAAACCGUUAACGACAUUAAGGGAAAGGUAGAUAAGAUCAACCGGCAUUUACACUGCAUGUCUCCUGGCUCGCACGAGUCUCAUCGCAGGAGCUCCUCCGAUGUUUCAGUAAAAAGAAUCAACGAGCGACUCGCUUCUCAUAGCUCUUUUAUCAGAGAGCUCAAGGCUAGCAUGAGUGCCGUGGAGGAAACCAGCAAGAGUAUACGAGCCGAAUUGAGAACUCAGACGGACAGAACAAAGAAGCACGAGAGGAAUAUUGAUGAUCUAUUGGGAAAAUCUACAGAGUACGAUAACCUUGUAGAAGAUAUGAAACGAGAGCUUGGAGAAAUUAGGAAGAGAUACCAGGAGUUAAGUGGUGAACUUGGACCAGACGAAGAUGGUGAUCAAGCUGAUGGCAGGCCAGAAAGUCCUACUAAACUUGUUCGACUCAUGCCUGAGCAUGAGUUAAGCAAGCAGUUAUCACACUUCGAAGAGCUGUUAGAAACUAUAUUUUCAGAGGAAGCUCAAAGGAUCGAAGAAUUGCAAGCUAAGUUGGAUGAAGUAUUCAAGAAGAAUAUCGAGUUUUCAGUAAUUAUGAGCGAUAUAAGAGACAACUUAAAAGAGGAGAAGGUGAAACGAGGACCAUGGGAAGUCGAAAGAGAUGAGCUGAAAGCGGCAGUAGCAAAGAGCGAGGUAAAGAUUGAUCAUUUAGUUAUCAGUCUUCAACAAGAGGAGAUGGCCAAAGAAAGGCUUCUCGAUAAAAUUCAGCAACUAGAGGAGGAAGUUAAGGAGAAGGAGAAGACGAUUAUAACGGUUCAAGUGGAAAUUCGUGAAACUGAAGGAACAAUUCAGAGGCUAGAAAAAGAGCUGACAGAGGAGAAAGAGAAAAAUUUUGAUUUACAAGAGCGAGUUAUAAGGGAAAUGGCAGAUAAUCUUCAAGAAAGCAAGACAAAGCUGGACGAAAUUCGCGUGCACACUGAACAAGAGAUGCAAAAGACGGCUGAUAAAUCUGCCGCAGACAAAUCAGAAAAAGAAAUGCGAAUCAAAGAACUGGAAAAGGAAAUGUUAACGCAACGUGAUGUCUUAGACGAGCUGAAGUCUUUCCUAGAAAAGGAACAAAAUCAAGUCUUUGAAUUGAACGAGCGCCUAGAAAUCGAGCGAAACCACUCGGCAAUGAAAGAAAACAUGAUCGAAAACCUCACAGAAAAACUGAGAAGAGAGUCCGAGAGAAGUGAAGAGCUACGCAAGCUUAUCGAAGAGGCGGAAGAUAGAACGCUUAGAGUCAGUGAGGCUCUGACUCAAGAACAAGUCCGCGGGGUUGAACAAGAGGAGGCCAUGAAACAUUUGCGAGACCGAAUUAAUGAAGAACAGCAUAAGUUGAGCGAGUCGAAGGAAGCUUUAGAAGAAGAACUGCAGCUGACGAAACAGCUACGAGAAAAAUUGUCUUUUGAGCAGCUCUUGAAAUCAGAAUUUGAAAGAGAACUUGACAAAGUAAAAUCAAAACUUUCCGAGGAGCGGAAAGCUAAGGAAAAUCUUCAGGAACUGUUGUGUAGGGACAAGAGUCUGGUGUAUGAAAUGGAAAAUAAAUUGAGAGAGCAAUUAGACGACGCAAAAGAGAAAGAAAAAGUAAUAGAUGAAUUUAAAUCUGAUUUAGACACAGAACGAAAGUGUUACAAGAUUUUGUCGGAAAGAUUGCAAUGCGAGCAGAAUCGAAUAGUCGAGUUGGAGGCAAAGCUUAAAGAUGCAGAAUCAGUGAUAUGCUCGGAUAAAGAAAUGAUAGAUUUUUUGCGAGAAAAUAGCUUAAAAGGGAACGAAAAACACUUCGAGAUCCUGGAGAAGUUGGAGCGAGCAGAGAAAAUGAAGAGAGAGAAAGAAGAAGAGAUUAGUAGUCUAGUCACCGACCUAGCGACAGAGAGGAAACGGAUAGAGGGUUAUGUAGAAAAUUUAGGGAGCGAAAGGUUUUCAAAGGCCAAAAUGGAGGAGAGGAUUAAAGAACUAGAAGAAACAGCUGCGAAAGAUGAACUUCUCUUCCAGGAACUUCGAAACAAAAUUGAUGUUGAGGUGGUGAGGAAUCGCGAAAUUGCAGAAAGGCACGACCACGAAAAAAUGACAGCUCAGAUGUUUCAGGAUAAAGUGCGUGAAUUGGAGUCUCAAGUAGCACAAGACAGUGAGAUUUUCGAAGAGCUCAAGAAAACUAUCGAGAUGGAACGAGAGCAAAGUCGAAAGCUGGAUGAACUACUUCAUCAGGAGAGAAAUGAGACAGUUCGACGCGACAACGUUUUGACUGAGCUGGAGGGACAACUUUUUAAUGUGCGCAUAACUAAAGAGGAACUGCAGGGUCAGCUAGAAUCAGAAAAGCAGAAUAACAGUGAUUUACAUGACUUGCUAAGGACAAGUCGUGAGGAAGAGUUUAACAGAAAGGAAGUGGAAAGGAAACUCGCCGAGGAGAUGAAAUAUGAAGUAGAAGAGAAAAUCGCAAUCCAGGCAAAGAAAGCUGAAGAGCUUGAAUCGAUGCUUGAAGCAGAAAAAUUAAUCGUUAUGGAGAGAGACGCUUCAAGGCAAGAAUUGCAGAGAUCCGUCGAACAAAGAGAUUUCUGGCUGUCACAGCUGGCUGAUGAACUUACUAAAGAUAUGGAAGACAGCCAAAGCUCUACUGACGAGGAGAAGGAACCGCGUGUGCAAGAAUUAAAAUCGGAACCUUACGUGAGGGCUCAGGAAAGCGUAUUAAAUGCAGUCGAGAACAGUCCCUAUGACGAUCUUUUCGGAAAAAUAUUGGCAGGAAGAGAUACGAAAAGAAACGUCAAACUCAAAUCGAAGGACCGCAAGAGGCGACUUAAAGAGAAAGAAAUGCUGCUGGAAGACGCGAACAGGAAAUUUGAGGAUCAAAGAAAAUUAAACGAAGAAAGGGUCGUUGAACUGCGAGCUGCCGAAGAUAGAAUGAGGUUCUUCGAGAGCAAGAACGACACAAAUGAAAAAGAAUCCGAGAUGCUUCGAGAUGAGCUAGAAAACGAACGAAUCCGAAGCCGAUCUUUUGAAGUUUUACUAGCUGAGCAACAGAAACUAAAUCGGGAUCAAAAUGAGCAGGUGAAAUCACUGGAAGACAAGGUGAACGAGGGAUACGAGCGACUGCAUGUAACUACACAGCAAUGCGAAGAACGGUUGAGAGAGAAUCGAGCACGGCAAGAGGAAAUUAUCAAACUUCGAGACUUAUGUGAGGUACAAGUGGAUAAGAUUGAAGAGUUAGAUAAAGAGAUUAGGACCUUAAAGACACUUCACCAAGAAAAAGACGACUUUACUAAAGAGACCUUUGAUCAAGUGAAAGAUUUAAGAAAACAGCUGGAUGGAGAAGCGGGUAAUUUCUCCUUAAAAGAAGAACAAAGGAAUGUACAAGAGGUGCGAGGUGGUGACACCACCGACGCAAUUCCUCGUCAUGGUGAAGGAUAUAUCAAAGAGAGAAAUUCAAAAGAGGUUCUUAGCAGCUUAAGAGAAGAGGUGGACAAUGUAAAGGAAGUUAUUAACUACAAAUUAAACGAGUUAGCUUUUCUUCGCCAAAAAGUGGCUGAAAGAGGAGAAAUUACCGAUGAAAAUCUUUCUCUCAAGAAGACACGAGACAGAGCGGAAAAAGCAGAAAGCCAACUGAAGAAGCUUCAGUCGUCAUAUCAUCUUCUUCUAACAGACGUUGAAAUGAAAAAGUUUUUGGUGGAAGACGCUCAGACUGAGGCCAAAAACCUUAGAAGGGAGUUGAAUGAGAAUAACAGGUACAUUAAGGAGCUGAAGGACAAAGUGGCGUCUCCUCCUCCAGAGAAAACAAAGAUAGUAAAGGAUGACAAUGAAGUUCAGAAAUUAAGGUCAUUUUUGACGCAGAAAGAAAAGAUUAUCCAAGACAUGGACAAUGAAUAUAAAUCCAAACUGAUCAAGAAAGAAGCUGAGCUAAGGGAAUUGCAGGUGUCUCUUCAGAUAAUGAAGUCUAUCUAUCAAGGGUUGAAGGCAGAACGAGAGAGAGAGGACGCAGCUAAAAACGCAGAGAAAGCUCGAAAGGGCAAGGAAGACAUUAGUACGGCGAUUGAAAUGGUAAGCGACCUUCAGCAACAGAUUGAUUGUCUUCAAGAGGAAAUCAGUGGUCAUCAGCAGAUGGCCCAGACCCUGAAAGAAAAUGACAAAAGCGCAAAAUUGCCGCACGAAAAUGAUAAGAGUUAUCUUAAGAGGCGUAGCAGCCUGCGCGGCGUUUUGUCACUGCAAAUUGACGAGAAAGAGAAGAAGCUCAGACGACUCAAGAUGUUACUGAACUCCAUCGAAAACCGAUACGGAAAGGAACUGUUGGAAAUCAAAGAGAAUGUGGCAAGUUUCAAGAGCGAACUACCCUCAGAUUCAGUGGCGGAGUCUCAAGAAAUCAUUCCUCAAACUCGAGAAACCAGUCUUGAACAGUCAUUGCCUCUACCUGAUUUGGUGGGAACGACACAUGGAGCAGCUUUCACCGUAAACAAUGAAAGCAGCCCAGAGUCUGUCUCUGUGGAAGGAAAUAAACAGUUGUGUUUUGAAGCAGAUACUCUUCAUCACAGAAACCUGGAUGACACUCGAAGUUGUUCAACUUUUAGCAAGAAAAAAUUGUUUGCCUUAUUCCUUUUUGCUACCCUUGUUAGUGCUAUAGCAUUUGGAGCUACCUUAAAAGUAUCAAAUACCCUGAUGGCUGGUGUCUUGACUACUGUUUUGAUUCUGCUGUUUAUUUCUCGGUUCAAGAGGACAAUGCUUGGUAUCUCCGACGGAAGUUUAAAGAAUCAGCUUUCCACGAUGGAACAACAAAAGAGGGAGCUUCUUGAAAAAAUCGAGGAAAUGAAACUACUUCAGGAAGGAGACGUAAGCUUAAUUGCAGAGCUUAAGAGGCAACUUGAAGAAGAAAUUGCUGACAAAGAAGCGAAGCGGGUAGAAAGCGAAGAGAUCAUGGCGACCAAGGAGGAAAUGUCCAAUAAGCUGAGAAAAUUAGAAGCAGAAGAUUUUGAAUCCAGAAUGAAAAUGGAGAUCGAGAAAACAAAACUCUUCGAGGCCGAAAAAAUGAGAAGGGGAUAUGAUGAAUACAAAAUGUUGAAAGAGGAGAUUGAUCAUAUGAAACGACUCCGCGAAAAAGAAAUGGAUGAUAGACAAGCCAAAAUCGCAGAACUUGAAAAACUCGCAACCGCCGCUGAAGAGGCAAGAGAAUAUGGGAUUAAAAUUGUAAACCUGCCUGUCUCGGUUCUUCCUAUUUGCAUUGCAAUUUCUGUGUUACUAUGUCAGCUGGCCGGUUAUCAUUUCUUGGCGCCCUUUGUGAUAUUCUUUAUAUUGAUAACCGUUGCCGCUAAUGCGUGGUACUCCAAAAAGAAGGUAUCACAGAUGCUGCGAGAUGAAAGACAAAACUUUGCCGAGCAAAACGAAGAAAUGGAUGAGAUGACUGAGCUCUUGGAUAGACAGUUUGAAGUUGUGAAGUCCCAAAAGUCAGCAAUUGAUAUGCUCAUGAAAGAGAUAGAAAAAGAAAAGCAAGAGAGGAAGGAAAAGCGCACUACUCUGGCAAAGCUUAUUUGGCAGCUGCAAGAGAUGGAAGGAAUGCAAAACAUCAUUUCAAAACAAGCACCUAAAGCAAAAGAGGCCACAGAGCUUGAGGCUGCUGUAAGGUCCAAAGCCGAAGAGAAGGCUUUAGCGAGAGCAAAAUUCUAUAACACCAUGAUAAAAACGUUGAAAGAGAUCAAUGCUGACGAAGACGAGGACGACGAAAUGACGGAUGAUUUGUGCAGUGCCGCACAAGAGCUAGCCGAUUACGCCGAAGAUCAGCUAGAAGAGCAAAAGAAAAGAGAGCUAGAAAAAGAAAAGCCACAGCUCCCUAAAAGGAGGACACGAUUUCGAUGGAGGUCAAUAACGCUAUUUGCUGUCAACUGUGCAAUAUUAGCCGCUUCCAUCGCUCUUCAAUCGUACUUAGUUAUAGCACUGGUAGCCAUUCAAGCUGGAAUCUAUGCUCUGCAAUGGAAGGAGGGCUCAGUAGAUCAGCUCAAGGAGAAGCUCAGGCGAGAAUCUACUCGAAACCGAUCUUUACAACUGGAAGUAGAAAAGAUGAAGCAAUUGUUAGAGACAGAGAAGACCUAUAAGGUGUCUGACGAGUACGCUCUUGAGAUCAAAGAGAGAAAGAAGGCCAGAAACUCCCUUAAAACCACUGGAUAACAUUUUCGUAUCACUGCAACACUUUUUUGACGCAGGUGAUAACAAGGGUAAAAUAUCAAUCAGAGAUAAGGAGUAGCUGUAUGAUUUUACGGCAAAUUGUCAAAGCUAGAAUUAAAGGAGAUAUAUGGCAGUCAGUUCCGAGAAUUGGCAUUUAGAUCCGGAGAUUAAAAGGUUAUUGCCGAGACUUCUCAAAAUAUGCAAAUAUUUAAGAAAAUAGUAACCGAUGGUAUGGAAUUUAAAACCAGAAAUAAAAACAAAAAGAAGAAAAAGUGGGAAAAAGAGAACAAAACGAUGCGAAGAGCACAAAGGUUGCCAUGAAUACUAAACGAACAACCUCAACAAUACAUUGAUUUGUCAUAUUGCUGCCAAUCGACUGGCCGAGCGAUGGAAAAGGUUUCGUUGAUGUUCCUGGUGUUAUUGUCGCUCUAUGUAAGGAUAUUCCUUGUUUGAAGAAAUGUGAUUGUCUUCUCGGAGUCUAACGCUAUAAAUAGAUGUUAACUUUUCUAGGUACGUUACUGUUCAUAGUUUCCCCUUUUGAGCAACUUGAGCGACAUUGUAAAAUUUGUAUUUUAAAAGUGAAAUCGCAAAUUGACUUGAACCGGAAAUAAUUCUGUGUGAAUUGUCACAUGAAUUAGAUGUUAUCAGCAUUGUCGGUUUUUAUUUAUUUAUUUCAUUUUUAAUCGUUGGUUUGAUUUACAACUUUUAGCAGUACUUCUUGUAGCCAUUAUCGAAAAAAAAAAGGUUAAUUUCACUUUA
Molecule: messenger RNA, 10310 nt
Organism: Stylophora pistillata
Lineage: Eukaryota; Metazoa; Cnidaria; Anthozoa; Scleractinia; Pocilloporidae
Source: RefSeq, a predicted model, not a curated record